GUUUCCACCGGAGCAAACAUCCUGGUGGACCGUUGGAGGAUCGUGACGUGGUGAUUGGUCACUAAACUGCAUAUUGAAAACUAGUCAGUUGAAACAGCUACAUUGUGAUUAAGUCGCUGGUAGUUUGUUCCUUACAUCAACGAGUUUAAUUUUAUGUGGGUUAAAAAGUUGUUUCUGUUUUUUUGAAGCUGUUUGCUGCCGAUCUGUCUGAUCAUCAGGGUGUUGUUGUUGUUUUUCCUGUGACUGACUGACAAGACUUGAUCCGGAGGCGGCAUGAAGCUUUACAGUCUCAGUAUCCACCAUAAAGGUGCGAGCAAAGCAAACCUCCUCAAAUCGGCCUAUGACCUCUCCUCCUUCAGCUUCUUCCAGCGAUCCAGUGUUCAAGAGUUCAUGACUUUCACCAGUGCCUUGAUUGUUGAGCGAACAUCACAAGGAAGCCGUGCCUCUGUCAAAGAACAAGAGUACCUGUGCCAUGUGUAUGUAAGAAAUGACAACCUGAGUGCAGUGGUCAUUGCUGAUAAUGAAUACCCACAGAGAGUCUGUUUUACAUUGCUAGACAAGGUAUUAGAAGAGUUCUCCAGGCAGGUGGACAGUAUAGACUGGCCCUCUGGUAGUCCUGAAACCGUUAACUACAAAGCCUUGGAUAUUCAUCUAUCUAAAUACCAGAACCCCAGGGAAGCUGAUGCAAUGACCAAAGUUCAGGCAGAGCUGGAUGAGACCAAGAUCAUUUUGCACAACACCAUGGAGAGUCUGUUAGAGCGUGGAGAGAAACUGGAUGAUCUUGUCGCAAAAUCAGAGCACCUUGGAAACCAGUCCAAAGCCUUCUACAAGACUGCACGGAAACAGAACUCCUGCUGUGAAAUCAUGUGAUGCUGCUGCCUCGUCUUCAUGGACACACGCCUCUCUCUGCCUUUCUGCUUUUCCUACAACUCCCAUCAUGCACCAGCCACCAGCUCAUCAGGACAGAACGGACUUUGUCUAAUCUGGGAUGGGGCUCUAAGAUAAGAGCAAGAAAGGGUGGAAGGCGGUGGUUGCGAGAUGAAGUGUGAAUUAUUAGGGACUGUGACUGAUGGGGGCUGAAGCAGUGGUGGGAUUCUGUCCGGGGAAGACGUAACAUUUGAAUUAUUUUUAACCUUUACACAAGGGUUAACAUCCGUGCAGUGUUUCAAUACCAGCUGAGGACAAAUAGUGCGACGUUGUGUAUCAGUGAUGUGUCGUUUAAACUUCUACAAACCAUUUAAUGUUUUUCAGAUUCAAUCAAAUCUUAACAGUUUGAUUCAAACACUUAACACUUGAAGGAGUAUUAACCAUGGUUGUGCUUCUGUUUCAAAGCAACUCUGACAAUCCCAGUCUUAUUUUGUGAAGUCAUGAAGUGCGUUGUUUUACUUUAAUUCUUCAGAGAGCUCUGUUCAUUUACUUUAUUGUCCCAAUAAACCUUAUUUUAAUACUCAGUUUAAAAAAAAUGAUCUGGAAAGAUGUUUGCUAGAUUAGAUUAUGUUACAUGAUUCUUUGCUUUUCUUUGUCUCAUAGUGUUCAAUGAAAUCUUAAACAUUCCCACUUUGGGUGAGUGUGUUGUUGAGUGAUGCAUCUUAAAGCUGAUGAGGAGUGAGAGUAGAAAGACGAAUCUUAGUAGACACAGCCUUAUUGCAGUGUGGCUAACAUUUAACCCCUCACAGUCCUGUUUGAAUAUAAUGUCUCAUGAGAAGGACUGGACUUGUAAUGCUGUCCUCUUAUACUCUGUGUACUGUAGCUCUGCUUUACACACCUAUAGCCACCACACACAAUGAAUCACAAAGAUGGUUUUCAGAGUUCAAAAGUCCACUCUGACCUCUGAAGUCUAGACCAGGACUUGUCUGUACCUCUCAGAUCACUGAUACUUUACCAUCUGUUAGUGUGACUGAGGCGGAUCUGGAGAGCCUCAGGUUCUGCUUCUGCUUGUUUCUCCUAAAACGGGCCUGAGAGGAGAGCAGACGUAUUCUGAGAGAUGUUAUAAAUUGACUUUCUUCACGUUCUGGUCUUAUUUUAAGACACUCCACAACAGCUGACUCUUUGUACUGUCAGCUUUGUUUUCUUUGUAUUUAGGUCUGACUGGGUAGACAUGUCUUAUUUCAGGAACUGCUGAUCAGUUGAAGAUAAAGAGAUGCCUUUGGUUGUGUAUUGUAGAUGUUUCUCUGCUCGCUUUCUGCCGUGUGUGUAUGAUUUGCUGAUAUACAACAUCUGCAGACUGCAGAGAUGUUGAGUGCCUGUGUGUGAGGACUAUUGUGUGUUUGUGUAUGUUUUAUCUGAACUGCUCUUUCUGCUUUUACAGUGUAAAAUUGUGUGCAAUAUCUGCAGACUGUUGGUGUGCGUCUCUCUUAAACAUUGAGAGAACUGAAAUAGUUCUCAAGGACAGUAAACUGACCUUUGUAUAUUCUAUUCUUAUGACUAAUUCCCAUUUGAAGUGUCUCCGGGGUUGCAUUUGAAAUUUUUGUUAAUUUCUUCUUUUCCAAAUUUCCAAUUAAUGUACUGAAUUUUAAAAUCUAUAAAGUGAUGCUGUAGCUAUUUGCAGGUCAGGUAUUGCUGAUCAGUGUGUUAUGAACGGUCUGCAUUAAAUGUUUUGAUCCUGAUGUGGUCUGCAAAUUUAAACAAAGAUAUCACAGAAUAAACAGUUCUCUUCUGUCUGUA
Notolabrus celidotus (New Zealand spotty) is the source of this 2664-nucleotide messenger RNA. It is a transcript of the gene ykt6, whose product is annotated as YKT6 v-SNARE homolog (S. cerevisiae). Gene Ontology annotation, cellular component: Golgi apparatus. The record is from RefSeq and is a predicted model, not a curated record. Gene Ontology annotation, biological process: endoplasmic reticulum to Golgi vesicle-mediated transport. NCBI's taxonomy places the organism in Eukaryota, Metazoa, Chordata, Actinopteri, Labriformes, Labridae. The coding region runs from base 274 to 870 and encodes 198 amino acids. The transcript has 8 exons. Gene Ontology annotation, molecular function: SNAP receptor activity.